AUGAUUAGUCUGGAAGUCAAACAGAUGGAUGAGAAACUGAAAGCCUUGCAUCGUGUGAUUGAGGAGACUCUGCCCUCCCUGAGCCCUGAGAGAAGGGACAACAUAUUGUCAGCAUUGCAUGAGCUGGCCGAGGCCUUCCGGUCACUUAUACAGACUAUUCACCCCGAGUUCGCGGACUCUGGCGCAACAUCCAAUUCUCCGCUACAAACUACACCAGCUCGUCAACCUGCAUCCGGAAUGGGAAGGAGACCUACUGUCGUGAAAAAAGCCCGGAGACCGAUGAGGAACUGCCGAGAAAUGUCUACUGGCGAUGUACCGGAACCAAGUAUCUCGGACAAUACGGACCAGAGCAGUAGUAAUUACGACAGUGAACAAGAUUAUGGUACCGGUGGCCCUGACUCACCUGAGAGAACCGAGUCCGCUGGGUUACAAAAUAUUUCUGACGCACCUCAUGAAGACGCUCAAGACAGCUCCUCCAGCAAUGAUCAGGGACAAAAUACACUCGGUAUUGCCGACCACAACGCUGGUAAUCACGAAGGUCGACUGGAGCGACAGGGAUCCCGCCCUACGGCGCCUGAUGGGCAUAAUCCCUUUGAUCAGCCCGAAGAGAAUGACAUUUCUAGAGCCCUCAGCAACUUUCAUAGGUCUCUAGAGACAGCAGGUUACGUGUCACCGCUGCCUGAUAAUGGGCCAAGCCUCUGGGAAAUAUUUCCCAACGAUGAGGGAAUGAUGUCCAACGCUGAGGCAAUGAAACUUGCUUUCGACGUGUUUGGAGAUGAUUUCCCUUUUGGAAGCGGAGCUCUCGCCCCUGAACAAUCGUCACAGAGAGCCCACUUCGAUUCUAUGGCCGCUACACCUGUCCCAACAGCGAGGACACCGACAGCGCAUGAAGCACAGAACAAUGGACCAGGCCCGUAUGCCCAGCAAGCUGAUCUCCAACCGAAUCAGGCGUUUGAAAAUACGGACGGGGAUAUGAUGAUUUGGGACAGAGCAGAGGUCUUUUCAUUUGCUCAGGCGAUGCAGAACGCCGGAUUGGCACUGAUGCGUGGUGAGGAGGUUUCGCUUGGUUGGAUCUUACCCACAGAGCGCUUUCGGUGUGCAUGGGGGGAGUUCGAUGGCCAACACCUUAGAGCAAUGUUGGAUGACCUCAUAUACCCGGGUGAGGUGAUAUCCGAACUGGUGAUGGAGUAUUUUGUACAGAAGCUUGUUCAUUCUGGAGAAUCGUCCGGGUUGUGGAUUGGCAAACUCCAUGAGCUGGGUAGACUAUCACAUACACAGCGCCGCCGACCUCUGAUAAUAAUCAAGGAGUAUGAUCGAUGGUCAUUAGUUGAGGUGCAACCGUCUGCUGGAAAGAUUAUCCACUACGAAUACGAUCCAGGUGAGCCGCUGAUGCUUUCGACUUUCGACCACAAUCAGUGCCGUAACUGCGAUAGGAUUGAGAGCUGCAUUACGCAUUUGCUCCACGAGCAACACAGUCUGACUAUGCCCUGGGAGCGCAGCCCGGCCAAGGUGCGCACGUGGGCACCAAAUGUGAAUUGGCUAGUCUGGACUAUCCGACUUCGAGCAGCCGGAGGGGACGUGUCCCAACCAGUACCCCGAGAGUUCCGAGCCGACUUGGUACAAGAGAUGCUCGCAGACUUUAAAGCUGCCCAGGCCACGGAACAGGUUCUUGACAUGCCCCGACAAUUCCUUCCUGUACAAAAUAAGGUGCAGAUUCUUGAAGGCUACUACAUGGGGAUCGGGGCGAAAAAUCAAUGUGGUGAUAAGAUAUGGAGAACUGUCAGUGAUCUGGCCGAUAUACCUUCACACAGAGGAAAUAAUCCCAUCGGACUGCAGCGUGCCAGCGAACUGGUCGAGCUGGCAAUCAAAAUCGGUUCGCCCGAAGCUCUGCUGACGAUCAAGGCAUCUCUCCGCGAGUUACGCCUACAGUCGCAACACCUCGAUGCUCCAUACGACACUGCCUAUGGGGCCUUUCGGGCCCUACAGGCGUUCUCUAAGAAAAGCGAGCUCUCCAAAUUGGGAUUGAGGCUGGCGCAGUACAAGCUGGCACAGAUCAGAAACCAUAGAGGGGAUAUAGAAGCUGAAAUCCUCGGCACAGUCCCUGAAGGGACAAAGGCCCCUACCCGUACAGAGAUCCGGCAUGACCUGGAGCAACUCAACAAAGGAAACUACUGGGAUAUUAUCGUGGACGAGGUUGGCAACAAAGAUCCCAACAUCCUUUGCCUGAUCUCUCGCGGGAGUUUCGGCCCUCCCGUGUGGAAACAUAAGUUCAGCCCAACCACAUACAGGGACCUAUCACAUCCUGAAAAGAAGAUCGUGGGCAGGAUCUUCCGGGACCUGAAGCCCAACACCCUUAUGGGUGUAGACCCCGGUUUAUCGAGCAACCUACUUUAUAUGAGACCCCCUACAUGUCGCUAUCCGCUGGAAGAUACAGGUGAGGAGAUAAUUCAAGAGACCGGCCAUCUACUUUUCUUUAACUUGAAUAUGUUGACGCUCAAUCACCCUAGGCGCGGGACAUAG
Aspergillus affinis is the source of this 2520-nucleotide messenger RNA. RefSeq lists its product as uncharacterized. Lineage: Eukaryota; Fungi; Ascomycota; Eurotiomycetes; Eurotiales; Aspergillaceae. The record is from RefSeq and is a predicted model, not a curated record. Bases 1 to 2520 code for a protein of 839 amino acids. The transcript has 4 exons.